Messenger RNA from Fusarium coffeatum, 948 nucleotides. RefSeq lists its product as uncharacterized. The transcript is spliced from 4 exons. Lineage: Eukaryota; Fungi; Ascomycota; Sordariomycetes; Hypocreales; Nectriaceae. Gene Ontology annotation, molecular function: hydrolase activity. The record is from RefSeq and is a predicted model, not a curated record. The coding region runs from base 1 to 948 and encodes 315 amino acids.
AUGGCCGACGCUGAGAAUGCCACCCGUGCGCCUGAGAGCGACGCCCAGGAAAUCCCUGCGGCCAGCGACAACACUCAAGCUCCUAUCCCAGCUGCCGUAGUGGGCGAGCAUUGUGUGUCCGACCGACCAACUCCAUCUGGCCAGUCAUCUACUGGUGAGAUUAUCAAGCUCAACGAUGUCGAUGUCUACAUCUCGAAACCUACCGACUACCCUCAUGCGCCAUCGCGACUCCUUCUCCUCCUGUCCGGCGGUACUGGUAUCAAAUCUACGAACAACCAGAUCCAGGCCGAUAGGUUCGCCUCGGAGGGCUACCUCGUUCUCAUGCCCGAUCUUUUCGAUGGUGACACAGCUCCUGGCGCAACAGCUAUCGCGGACGACUCCACAUCAAUCCUCGAACAAUUCAAGCUCAAGGCUGUCGAGGUCACAAAGUCGUUCCUCAUCGAUAUGUGGCUCGCUCGCGUUACAGACGAGAAGGUUAUGCCCAUCCUCCACAAGGUCAUCGAUGCUGCGAAGGAGCAAUACGCCGAUGCGAUCAAGCAGGGCGACGGUAUCUACGCAGCUGGAUACUGUGUUGGUGCACGAUUUGUGCUUUUGCUCGCUAAGAAGAAAAAUGCCACCGAGGGUGAUGCUGAGAGCGGCGAUGUCAAGAACGGACCAUACAUCAAGGCGGGUGCCUUAGCGCACGCUGCCUCCGUUGUCCCUGAUGACUUCAAGGACAUCAGUGCUCCCAUUAGCUUGGUCUGUGUCGAGAAUGACCCUCUCUUCCCUGAUGAGGUGCGGAUAGGUGGAGAAGAUAGCCUGUCUGACGCCAACGUCGAGCACGAAGUCCAGGUCUAUCCUGGUGUUCCCCACGGAUUCGCUGUCGUUGGCCAGUACCAAGACCCAUCUAUUAAAGAUGCGCAAGCAACUGCCUACGACCAGAUGCUCAACUGGCUCAAAGCUCACUAA